This is a messenger RNA of Vicugna pacos (alpaca), 3482 nucleotides long. The record is from RefSeq and is a predicted model, not a curated record. NCBI's taxonomy places the organism in Eukaryota, Metazoa, Chordata, Mammalia, Artiodactyla, Camelidae.
CGCGUGACGAUUACGUCGCCGGAAGCCGGGACGAUAGAGACGCGCCGCCUGGGCUGCGCGCGCCGGCCGACAGGAGAGCUGCCGUCGAGGCGAUCCGCGGGCGCGGGCCCCUGGCGGGCGGGCGGCGCAGCCCAAGCCCGUGACCCCGCCUUAAACACCAAGGGUUCGAGUCCCGCCCCCGCAGUGCCAGAGGCCCUGCGGCCUCCCCGCUCUCCGCGCGUCCCCUGUGUGCCAGGCCCUGGACGAGGUGACGGACGGACCGGACGAUGGAUGACGAGCUCGACAGCGGAGGCCGGGCGCACGUGCAGGGCCCCGACCAGGACGGCCCCGGCGCUCCGGGCAGCCCCGCGGCCCCAGGACCCCAGCAGGAGGAGGAGGAGCAGGACGCCGAGGCCGCGGGGCCUGGGGCUCCGCCUGGACCCUACAGUUACAUCCGGGCGGGCCUGUUCACUUCGGAGAUCUUCAAGUUGGAGCUGCAGAACGUACCGCGCCACGCCAGCUUCAGCGACGUGCGGCGCUUCCUGGGCCGCUUUGGGCUGCAGCCCCACAAAACGAAGCUCUUCGGGCAGCCUCCCUGCGCCUUCGUGACAUUCCGCAACGCCGCCGAGCGCGACAAGGCCCUGCGAGUGCUGCAUGGAGCCCUGUGGAAGGGCCGCCCUCUCAGCGUGCGUCUGGCCAGGCCCAAGGCUGAUCCCAUGGCCAGGAAGAGGCAGCGUGAGGAUGAGGGUGAGCCGCCGGCCCCACUGGCCACGUGCAUCGCUGAUGUAGUCACCCCUCUUUGGGCCGUGCCCUACGAGGAGCAGCUUGAGCGGAAGCGGUUGGAAUGUGAGCAGGUGCUGCAGAAGCUGGCCAAGGAAGUUGGGAGCACCAGCCGCGCCACGCUUCCUUGGCUGCCCUCACAGAGGCACAAGCACAACAAGGUCUGCUGCCCCCUGGAGGGGGUCAGGCCAUCACCCCAGCAGACCGAGUACCGCAACAAGUGUGAGUUUCUGGUCGGCAUCGGGGUGGAUGGGGAAGACAACACAGUUGGCUGCCGACUCGGCAAGUACAAGGGCGGGACGUGUGCCGUGGCAGCCCCAUACGACACCCUGCACAUCCCCGGGGCCACCAAGCAGGUGGUGAAGGCCUUCCAGGAGUUCAUCCGGUCUACUCCAUACUCGGCCUACGACCCCGAGACGUACUCGGGCCACUGGAAGCAGCUGACUGUGCGCACCAGCCGCCGUGGCCAAGCCAUGGCCAUUGCCUACUUUCACCCCCAGAAACUGACCCCUGAGGAGCUGGCAGCGCUGAAGGCCUCUCUGGCCCAGCACUUCAUGGUGGGGCCAGGCAAGGCCAGUGGGGUGACCUGCCUCUACUUCGUGGAGGAGGGACAGCGAAAGGCUCCUAGUCAGGAGGGCCUGCCUCUGGAGCACGUGGCUGGGGACCGGUGUAUCCACGAGGACCUGCUGGGAUUGACCUUCCGGAUCUCCCCUCACGCCUUCUUCCAGGUGAACACCCCCGCGGCCGAGGUGCUCUAUACAGUCAUCCAGGACUGGGCCCAGCUGGACUUGGGGACCACAGUGCUGGACGUGUGCUGUGGCACCGGCACCAUCGGCCUGGCCCUGGCCCGGAAGGUGAAGAGAGUUGUGGGGAUCGAGCUGUGCCAGGAGGCUGUGGAGGACGCCCGGGUGAAUGCCCUGGACAAUGAGCUGAGCAACGUCGAGUUCCACUGUGGGAGGGCGGAGGACCUGGUGCCCACCCUAGUGAGCAGACUGGCUUCCCAGCAGCUCGUUGCUGUCCUGGAUCCGCCCCGUGCCGGACUGCCCUCUGUAGGGUUCCAUCCAACCGCGUCAAGGGCACUCCCUUCCGGCCAGUCAAGGCUGUGGCCGUGGACCUGUUCCCGCAGACCCCGCACUGUGAGAUGUUGGUCUUGUUUGAGAGGGUGGAGCACCCUCUCAGCGCGGGGGCCCUGGAGCCCCGGGAUCCUCCAGCCAAGCCCCCACCAGGGCUGCCAGAUGACACCCCACAGGAAACCCAGACCUCCCCGCCUUCUUAGGACCCUGGGGCAGCAGAAACCAGCUUUUCCAGAACAGCACCUGGACUGCAUCACGGGCAGAAGCCCAGGGGUUUCCAGGGCCCUUCCCCGCCCCAGGACACAGGCAGCAGCUACUGAAGACCAGACCAACUGUCCCUGUAGGCUCCUGUGGCCGGCUAUCCCUCACCCCCAUCCUUCUCAGGCCAGCUGGGCCACAAGGGACAGAAUAAACAGGUGCCCAACUGUUGAUGUUUGUGGCAAGAACCCAGAGCCUGGCACACGAGGCUUCUUCUGCCCUCCCCACAGGUGCAAAGGGCACCCCAAGAACUGGCCCAGUCAGAGCAACUCCCCCAGCCCCUCUGUGCCGUCAGGCAUCCCAGCAGAAGUUGCUGUUGAUAGAGUAUCUAGUUUUAUGUUUAACUCAGAGAAGCAAAGAUGUGGGUCUUCUUGGGGUGGAGGGCACAGCACCAGCCCCGCUGACAUUCCCCACUACAGGCAGGCCCAGGGCUUAGACAUUCCUGAGCCUCAUUCUAGCCCCAUCCCUGAAGGGAGGCUAUUUCCUGGUAACACAGGAACUGGGUGGGGCUGGGACAUUGCUUGGCGGCAGUGGGAACUGUUGUGUCCGGCCAAAUGCCCUGGCCUUCAAAGGGUCUGGCUACUUGAGGGUCCACAGCCCCUCCCCCCACCUGUUAAAAGUAAGACAGACCAUUUCUUUUUGGAUAGAUUUAAUUUAUGCAUUUGGACAAUCAGGGCUCGUCCUUACAGCCAUGGUCCAGCUGCCACGUGGGAAAUAUGUGGGGAGUGGUGGCCUCAACACAGGUUCUCGCUGCCCUCUGCCCCCACAACACGACUGUUCACAUGGCACUGGCACCUGCACACAGGGCACAGAGGGAGGGGGACCUAGGGAGGCCGUGGCGAGGCUCGCCUGCCUCUAAGAACAUGUGCACAAAGCUUUGGUUUGUGAUGGUGCAUCUGGCUGUUUUAAGGGCAAACAGUCCUGGUCAGGUGGUUAUUCACAACUGCAGACAGGGCGAGACACAUGAAAGUGUAAUUACAGCAACUUGCCUGUGGGCUCUGUCCUACAAGGGUCAGCAUGGGAGCUGACCCCGGUCACGUUGGGGUGAGGAAGGGGUGCCGCCGUGAGCACAUGCGUCCUCAACAGGUGCUGGGGGGCAGGAGCCAAUGGCUCACUACCACCAGCUCACAUGGGGACAUCCCAGGGCCCCAAGCUCAGCCAUGUCCCCUGGGGCUCAGGGUAGGGACAGACUACUGCACACCCGUCCACAGGGGCCACCUGGAGAGCAGACUGCUGGUCACCAGACCAGGCCACACAGGGUGGCUGCUCUAGAAAUCCUGCGCCAUCACACGGCGCAGGACUCCUUCCACGUGUUCACGCCAGCCUGCAAUUGAGAACUGGCUGCACUGAAGGUCCUUGUCUCCUCUAAAUAAGUCCACAAGCUAAAAUGCA